Molecule: messenger RNA, 6005 nt
Organism: Alosa alosa (allis shad)
Lineage: Eukaryota; Metazoa; Chordata; Actinopteri; Clupeiformes; Clupeidae
Gene: ppp1r9bb
Product: protein phosphatase 1, regulatory subunit 9Bb
Biological process (GO): actin filament organization; calcium-mediated signaling; neuron projection development
Cellular component (GO): actin cytoskeleton; postsynaptic density; dendrite
Molecular function (GO): actin filament binding
Source: RefSeq, a predicted model, not a curated record
GUCAGGAUGCAGGAAGCGCUGUCAUGGAGCCCAACCAUCAUUGGACACGCUGGGUCUCUAGCAUGCGCAACCCAAGCGUGGUCCUAGUGCCUAGAUAGCGACAGCCAUGGCUAGAUUUCUGUGAAUCGAUUAAAAUAACGUGGACAGCAAAAUGUUUAAAACUAAACGAAAUAGGAAGUUUUCAACCAUUUUGUAAGCCUACUGCCAUAUUUAACUGUUCAACUGCCUUACCCUCGCUAUCCUCUAGUGAUGAUAAGUGAACGUGGGGAGACCGAGUAAACGACUCGCACUAUGACCCAGGCGCGCUCUUCCUUUUUGCAGCCGCAGCAGCAGCAGGCAGCAGCAGGAGCAGCCUGGGCACAGGGACUGGAAAUCUGCAGCCGAAAUGAGGAGAUCUAAAUGAUGUGGCGAAAAGGGAUUAAAUGCGACCAAUCUGUCGUCAGCACGAAAUCCAGGGCGCAUCGCUGCUCUAGAUUUUUUUAAUACUUUUGUGAUCAGUACACUUCCCCCAAUGUGAGCCCUGGCGUUGGGCGGUGGAUGCUAUUGACCUGGAAUAUUGUAAGAUGCACCGUUGUAUUCUAUGCUUCUCAUUUCGAUCAUUUAUCUGUAAUGGUUCGUGUGCGGCACAACGGAAUCCACUGAAUUGACGUUUUUGCUUGGAUUGUACGUUCAUUUCUAUUAUUUGCUGGAUCGCGGCAGUGUAGGCGACAGCAGACAGAAGGAUUGCGGGCUCUGAUUUGCCUGUGAUUGCUGACACCGAAACGAGCUGGGGAGCCAUGCCGUUACGGAGUAACCCUAGAGACGCUUGAUUGAUCAUGAUGAAGACCGAACCCUCGUCCGCAAAGACGGCUAACGCCACCACGCUCCGCAGCCCAUCCCCGCACCGCAACGCGUACGAGGCGAGCAUUGGCGCGCUGAGACCAGCCAACGACAUCCUAAACAGUGCCGCGAACGGCGAUGCCCAGGAUGGGAAGCAGAGGCAGUCGAACCGCGGCCGCACGUAUGGCUCCAACGUGCACCGCAUCAAAAACAUGUUCAUGCAGAUGGGAGCCUCCUCGCCGACGGAGGGGGAGGAUCCGGCUAAAGCGAGCGAGCCCAAACCCGUGCGUCUCACCCUACCCCGCGCUGGAAGCCUGAACGAAAACGUCGACCACAGCGCUCUUCUGAAACUGGGCGCCACGGUUUCCGAGCGGGUCAGCAAGUUCGACCCGAAGGCAGAAGGCAGCGGGCAACGAGGUGCCUCCUCCCCCUCCUCCUCCGCAUCCUCCAGCUUCUCCAAGCUGCAGGAGACGCGCAAGAUUUUCGAGCAGCAACAGGAGAAGCAGGCGGCCUCGAACCGCGUGCUGCUGAAGAAGGAAAGGGUCGCGGGGAUUCAGGACAGCCGGUUGGACGUGGUGGCCCGGUUCAACGGCAGCACCGAGUCUCUGGACAGCCUCGACGCGGUGAGCGGUGCUACUACCGAGGCCGUGUCUCCCACGGUGAGUCAGCUGAGCCAGGUGUUCGAGCGGGCCGCCGAGUUGCGGAACAACCUGCACCGCCUGUCCAACACGCCGCCGCUACCGUCGCGGGGCGUCACCGCCAAACCGAGCUCCCUCAACUCCAAGAUCAUCUCCAAACGGGUCCGGAGCUUACCGGCGGCGUCCCACCGAGAGGACGGCUCGAAUCAAAAUCAAAACGGGAGGGGGCACACUCAGAACCAAGGCUCCAUCACCACAGACGGGUCAGUGUCAUCAGGCCACUCAGGCACAGAUGGACCCCAGAGAGGUGACUCAGAGUGGGUCGAGAAUGGCACCGGUGCCGCCCCUAAUACCCAGGACGCCAAGGGCCAGCAGCAGCAGGCGUCCAGUGAGCUCUCCAGAGGUACCCGAAGCGCCCGUGGCCCCGUGGAAAACGGCAAGGAGGCCCCAGGCGGCCGGGACGAGGUCGGGCUCUCCGGACCGGGGGAGCGGGGGGAGGUGCGGAGGGGGGCGGCAGGGAGCUGGAGGCGCUGAGGGAGGGGGCAAUGAAGAAGAGUGCGUGAAGAGGAGGAGGGAGAGGGAGACCACCUGGACAUCAGUGCCUACAGCGCGGCCGGAGAGGAGUCCGCGGGCAGCCAGGACGAGGAGGAGGAAGAGGAGGAGGAGGAGGGGCAGGGGCCCUCUGAGCCAGAGAGCCAGCUGCCUGGAGAUCACUGCCUGCCCCGAGGGCUAGGGGCAGGCCAUAAGAUCCGCUUCAGCACCGGCCCCAUCAAGGUGUUCACUACGUACUCUAAUGAGGACUAUGACCGGCGGAACGAGGAUGUGGACCCCAUGGCAGCGUCUGCAGAGUACGAGCUGGAGAAACGAGUGGAGAAGCUCGACCUGUUCCCCGUGGAGCUGGAGAAAGACAGUGACGGUCUGGGCAUCAGCAUCAUUGGGAUGGGUGCAGGAGCCGACAUGGGACUGGAGAAACUGGGCAUCUUCGUCAAGACCGUCACUGAUGCGGGCGCUGCUCAUCGGGAUGGACGUAUCCAAGUGAAUGACCUGAUCGUGGAAGUUGAUGGGACCAGUUUGGUGGGGGUCACCCAGAGUUUUGCGGCGUCAGUCCUGAGGAACACCACUGGAACCGUCCGGUUUCUGAUUGGGCGUGAGAAGCCAGGCGAGCAGAGUGAGGUGGCCCAGCUGAUCCAGCAGACUCUGGAGCAGGAACGCUGGCAGAGAGAGAUGAUGGAGCAUGGAGCUCGCUACGGAAACUACAUGGGAGACGAGGACGAGGCUGGUGAUUAUGGCACUGAUGAAGAGGAGGAGGACGAAGAGGAGGAGGUGAGCCCCAUGUAUCCAGCCGCCAUCGAGGUGUUUGACCUGGCCGAGAAUGAGGACAUGCUCUCGCCCAUGGAGAUGGACCCAGAGAAGCUCGCUCACAAGUACAAAGAGCUUCAGAUCAAGCAUGCUGUGACACAAGCUGAGAUCCAACAACUCAAGAGAAAGCUGGCUCACGCGGACCAGGAGAAGCAGCGAUGGCGCGGGGAGAAGGCCCAGCUGGAGCGGCGUCUGUCGGAGAACGGUGAGCGCAUGGAGAAGCUGGAGGGCUACUGGCUGGAGGCCCAGUCUCUGUGCCAGGCCGUGGACGAGCACCUGAAGGAGACGCAGGCCCAGUACCAGGCCCUGGAGCGCAAGUACAGCAAGGCCAAGAGGCUCAUCAAGGAGUACCAGCAGAAGGAGAUUGAGUUUUUGAAGAAGGAGACGGCCCAGCAGAGCACAGAGGAGGAGGUGGAGGCUUCACACCAGGAAGAGGCGGAACAGCUUCAAGACAAGGUAUCUGAGGAACCUCAGGUGGAGGAGCCUAAGGCUAGUGCCUCCUAAGGUCGGGGAGUCUCCUGCUGCAGUGAGGAGCCCACUUCUCCUUCCCACCACACUAACCCUUCUUUCUCUCUGUGGAACUGGACACGGGUGGAUGGACAGAGGUCUCCAUUCCCUCUUCACCCCCUCAUCCCCUCUCUGUUCACCCCCCUGCCUUCAGUCUGUCAACCAGCAACAUGGACGUUUGGAGUUCUGUUUUUCACUCUUCUGCUUUCUCUCUCUCUGUUCUGUCCGUAAACAGAAAACAGAAGAAGGGUUCUGUUCCACUUAUUCUGAUCUCUCUCUCUCUCUCUCUUCUUCUGUGGCAUUGGCACAGAGCAGAUGCCCUUUCACUUCCCUCUCUACUUCUCUCUGGAACCCCUGUCAAAUCUCUCAACACACACACACACACACACCAGGCGUUCCUCUCCUCCGAUGAAAAGUAUUUUGUGAGAGAAUCCGCUCCCUUUCUUUGGAUAUUGAUUUUAAGACUACUGUAUUACUUCCCCCCUGGCCUGUGAUAUGGGGGCCUUGGUGAAGGUUUUAAAUCUCAUUUAUGCGUGUUGUGAUGUGUGUUCAGAGUAUGAUGAGAAGGUCAGAGGGGUCAUCUCUGAAAGAAUCCUCUUCAAAUGGACAUCAAAGAGAUCUGUUUUUUUUCCUUUUGUUGCUACGAUACUACACUUCCUUUGUAUUUUUUUUUUAGUUGUUCCUUCUUCGCAGUCUGUAAAGACGCGACUAUGUUCGUACAUGUUUAAUCAAAUAAGUGUUGUUUGUACAGUCUUUAUAAGUGUAUAAUAUUAAUAUACUGUAAGUAGAAAUAAUGGAAAUCAAGGCAACUGAGGAGCUGUGGAAGUCCUCUCUGGAGGACGCAGAGGAGCUGUGGAAGUCCUCUCUCGAGGACGCAGAGGGUGUUUUUAGAUGUAAAAAGUAUUAAAAGAGAGAAACAGAGAGAGAGAAAGAGAGAGAGAGCGAGAGUUUGUGAGCUGAGGUUUGUGUGGAUGCCAUCUGGAGAAGAGUUGAUGCUUGGCUCAUGGACGCCACACACAGAAGCUGCUAUGCUGAGGUGACACACCACCUGUGCAGCACACCUGGUGUGGAUGUGAACAGGAAACAGUUUCCAGGAGAAGCUUCUCAUCAUAACCAUCCACAUCUCAACAUGUUCGCAUCCUGCACAAGCGUUCUCACUCUCUCCCAACUGGACCCAGCCACUUAAUUCCUAUUGGCCGACAGACUGAUGAGGUCACAGGCCCGGUGUGAGAUCAUUGGCUGGCCAUAAGGAAGUGGCAUCUCUUUAAAGUCAGAGAUUUCGGCUGGUGUUUCUGCUCUUCACCAACAGUGUUUCUCUUCUCUCAGUGAAAAGACACAUUCUGUAAGUGUGUGUAUACACACAUAUCAGUACCAGUCUCUCUCUCUCUCUCUCUCCCUCUCUCUCUCUCUCUCUCUCUCUCUCUCUCUCUCUCUCUCUCUCUCCAUGCUUUCAACAUGAAUGUCAGUUUGAUUGAAGCAACAUCUCCUCCUCCUUUUGUCCCAAGCUGAGUUUGUGACACAUUAUCAGCAGAUCACCUGAGGUAUGCUGUUAGGCCAGUCUGCAUGUGUGGGUUUGGGUUUGGACCCAGCGGCUCUGGCUCCCCUACUGUGCUGGGCUCAGGCUGACAGACAGCUGCAGGACUUGCCAUCUACAUCUCAGAUUUGGGCCGAGUUUGGGACCAAUCUUCUGGAGACCUGGAUUAGGAUUAGGAUUUGGAGUUCUGGUGACUCUAUGUCGGGUUGUCCAGCUGCAGCCAUGGUGUUUCUGCGUGUAACUCUACGGACCACACUGAGCUCGUCCACCACUGGGCCUCACAUGAAUAGGACGCACGCCAACAGUCCAGGAGAUGUGUUUCUCUUUGAACACACACACACACACACACACACACACACACACACACACACUCACACCUGGGACCACCUGAGCUAGCACACAAGUGUUCCUGGAGCUGUUUUUGGUGUAGAACUUUGGGACUGACCGACUCACACACUUUUCUUUAUUCCAAGAGAAGUAUAACUACUGAAGGGACCAGGCAUUUGAGCACCUGGGGUUUUCAAAGCACACAAAGCACACACACACACACUCAGACAGACACAUAUACACACAAACACACGCACACAAACACAUAAACACAAACACAUACACACACACACACACACACACACACACACACACAUAUAUAUACAUACACACACAUACACACACUCACAAACCAGCGUCAGUAUUUCUCCCCCACUGAGACCCCCACUGCCUGUUCCCAAGUUCCGUUCCCCUCCAGUCCACCUGCGUCGCCAUAGGAACAAUCUAGAAAGUUCUGAUAAAGCAGAAUAGACUUUGUUUGCUCUGGUGUGAAUGUUCUUGGGAAAUGUGGAUCCGCUUUAAGAAGAUUCUGUGAGUCACAAAGCAUUGGACAAUUAAAUAACAAAGAAGUGGAUCUACUUUGAUAGAAAACUAUAUGUGUCACAAACGGUUGGACAGAAAAACGAGGAAGGAGUGGAAUUAGCUGUGGAGAUUUGUGAGAGGCGAACAUUAAAUUGCUUGUGAAUUUAGUCAUGUUUAGGGAAUCACUAUUAGUUGGAACCCAAGUGGGAAUCCAUGGCAACUGAGUAUGUACUAGCAGGAUUGUCCAGCACAGUUUUGUUUAAUGUGAUUUUAUGGAAUAAACAGUCAAUGGUGCAAAA